This is a messenger RNA of Camellia sinensis, 2327 nucleotides long. NCBI's taxonomy places the organism in Eukaryota, Viridiplantae, Streptophyta, Magnoliopsida, Ericales, Theaceae. The record is from RefSeq and is a predicted model, not a curated record.
GAAAAAAAUGUCUAAAUAAAUAGGGAAGCCUGUUCUACAUGGUUUGUUCAUUUGUCGACCACAAAGGUCUAAAUUGCCAAAAAAUCUAGGCAUAAGAAAGAAGUAGUCAUAAAGGAUAACUAGUCAAAAGCAAUUAAUGCAUAUUAAAGAAGUCACCAAUUUGAAUAGUAAUCUGCAAACAAUACUCAAUUCUAGUGGGCUAGUUAAUUAAGAUUUGAGAAUAUAUGAAUAUCUCAAACUCAAUUCUAUUCAACAAAUAAUUGUACAAGUGUUCAAUAAGGUUCUUUGCUACUCUGCUGCUAUGUUCGUUUGCUGUUCUGUUGUUUUGUUUGGGCUGCUGAUAUGCUGAUAUGCUGUUUUGUUUGGGCUGUUGUGAUGUUUUGUUUGGGCUACUAUUGCUGUGCCGUUUUGUUUUGGUAUGGAUGUUGAAAAAAUUGCCAGUUUGUUUUAUUUUUAUUUUUUUAUUUUUGAUAUGUAGAGGUUCAGUUUGUCUUAAACAAAGUUGGAUUUUGGGAUUUUGGGAUUUUGGAUUUGAUUGGAGAAGAAAUAUUAGUGUUAUUGUUUUCCUGAGACUUGAACUGAGCAUUACUGUCAGCAACAUGCUCUAAUUAUGCUCAAUAAAAAGAAUGGGGGUGGUGUUUCCUUUCAGUUUAUGAAGUAACUCAGAGGUUCAAGAGCUUCACAAGCCUUCUACAAAAGAAGGGUCGACGUCUAUCAAAGAUGAUGCAAUUGUUCAAGCAUUUGGUCUAGAACGGCGUGGUAGUGUAAGAGGGCUUGGAUUUGGAGCAUUGCAAUCAAAAGUUUAUGCACAAGCAUACCAAAAUCAAAAUAUGAGACUACUAAAUCAAAAAUUGCUGCUCUUAGAACAUGAACUUUGGGAGAUGAAAGCUAAAAUGUUAAAAGGAAAAAGGUCGAAUAAGGAACCAAGCGAAGAUGCAACGGGCAAGAAAAAUUCUCAUGGAGAAACCCAGCAAAAGACUCAGCAGCUUUGCUGAGAGAAGAUCUCCACCUUCGUAAAGGAUCUCCACCUUCGUGAAGAUCUCCAUCUCGGUGUGCCGAUUUCAACCUUCAUUCGCCGGAAAAUUCACCGUCGGCACUGAAAAACUCUCAUUACCGGCAUGGAUAGUGUUGCUACCAGUCAUUCUCGAAAGAAAAGUAAGGGGAAGGCAGAUGCUGGUUCAAUUGGGAGUCGUAGGAUUUGGACGAAGAGGGAGGAGUUGUUUCUCAUAAGUGCAAUGAGAGAUUUGUGUAAUAAUCCUAAAUGGAAGGUUGACAAUGGGCAAUUUAAGUCAGGGUUUUAUGGCGAACUUGAGAAGAGAAUUGUCAUGGCUUUUCCUGGAAGUGACCUUCGUGCUUGUCCUCACAUUGAGUCAAAGAUAAAAAUUUGGAGGAAACACUAUGGCCUUUUGUAUGAAAUGACUAAGCUUAGCGGGUUUGGAUGGAAUGACACUGAGAAGAUGGUUCUUGUUGACAGUGAUGAGGUUUGGGAAAACUUUGUUCGGAGACAACCAAGUGCGAGUUCUAUGCAAAACAAGUCAUUUCCAUAUUAUGAAGAUUGGCUUGUUCUCUUUGGCAAAGACAGAGCCACUGGUGAGUUAGCGGAAGAUCCUGCAGAUGCAGUUGAAGCAAUUGCUGUGGAGGAAGCCAUGGGAGAGAAGGGUGAUGGUUCUCCAGCUAAGCAAUUCAAUGUUGCUGACUUCGAGUGUUCAAUGUCUACAAAUGGAAAUGCAUCCAACUCUUCUACCUUUAGCAAGGGAGGAACAAAAAGAGCGAGGACUACUGAAGGAAUCGCAAGCAAUAUUGCUACAAUGACAGAGACACUUGGCUCUUUUUUGGACAAAACGGACACUAGAUUGGGUGAGAUUGUUAAAAGGAUUGGAUAUCAACAUGACUUAUCCCAAGCUAGGAGGAGUGUCAAUGCUGAACUUCUGAAGCUCCCCCUUACAUCAACUCAAAGGUUGACAGCAGGUUCUCUCAUUGUCAAAGAUGCUCAGCGAGUUGACUUCUUUUUCAGUCUCUCCGAUGCCGACAAAUUAGAGUGGGUAUGUCUUUUGUUGGGAGGGCACAUAUGAGUACACAUGUUGGGGAUCGUGGUUUAUUCGACACAAUAGAAUAUAUAAUAGUAUUUGAUAAUGUGGGAAUUUAGUUGUGUAGAAGAUAUUGGAGAUGCUAUAUUUCUAGCUUACACACAUCACUGUUCUACAAACUAUUGUGAACAUUGCUUUUCUUAGUUGAAUAUUGAACUUGAGUUGAUUGGUGGAUCAAAAAAACAAAAAACAUAAUCUGUUAUGUAUGGUCUUGAUGGGUGAAUCAAACAUAAUCUGUGU